AUGGCCCCACUGCCGUCGUCUCGAGUCUCCCCUUCUCGUGCCUUUGCCUGCACUGGAGUAGACUACGCUGGCCCUUUCCAUGUACUCUCCACCAGAGGACGAGGAGUCUGGACCACGAAAGGCUACAUCGCCGUUUUUGUGUGUUUCACCAACAAGGCCCUGCACCUAGAGCUGGUCGGCGAUCUCUCGGCUGCGUCCUUCUUGGGCGCCCUCCACCGAUUUGCUGGACGCCGCGGUCGGCCCGGUGAGAUAUGGAGCGACAACGCGACUUGCUUCCGCCGCGCUGAUGUUGAGCUGCGCGAUGCCUUGCUGACAGCCGAGCUGGACUGGGGAUUGGUCGCGGGCUCUCUCGCCAAUCAAGGAAUUGCUUGGAAGUUCAUUCCACCGGGUGCUCCUUACUUCGGUGGCUUGUGGGAGGCCGCCGUCAAGUCAACCAAAAGUCACCUCCAGCGCGUCAUUGGGUCACGCCAUCUCACCUACGAGGAAUUUUCCACGGUGCUCGUUGGCAUCGAGAUGGUCUUAAAUAGCCGACCACUGACACCGCAAUCUGGAGACACUGGAGACCUUGAUAUUCUCACCCCAGGGCACUUCCUUGUCGGUGGCCCUCUCAACUCCAUCGUUCUGCCCGGCCCCCCUGCGGAGAGCUUGGAUGCGCUCGCCCACUGGGAGCUCGUUCGGGGGGUCCGCGCCCAGUUUUGGUCCCGCUGGAGCCGAGAAUACCUCAACACACUCCAACAGCGGUCAAAAUGGACUACUCCUCGCCGGAACUUCAUCGUCGGCGAUGUGGUCGUCCUCCUCGACGCUACACUUUUGCAGUCCAGCAGCCGAUGGCCGAUCGGCCGUGUCAUCAGCGUCCACCCGGGAGCUGACGGCUUUGUCCGCGCUGCUACCCUCAAGACGGCGGCUGGCGUGUACAAGCGAUCCAUCACCAAGAUGGUCUUGCUGCCUGUGUCAGCGCCUCCUGCGGCUCUGCCGCCUCCUGAAGACUCCCUGACCGACCCCGGUUUGGCGGGCAGCACGUAG
Molecule: messenger RNA, 1023 nt
Organism: Copidosoma floridanum
Lineage: Eukaryota; Metazoa; Arthropoda; Insecta; Hymenoptera; Encyrtidae
Source: RefSeq, a predicted model, not a curated record